GGAUGGCUGUAACUCUCCUUCAUGCCCUCACAUAGGGGCACAGGGUGCUGGUGCAUCCCUGACAGAUAUUGCUAUUCAGAAGAAUUUUGAUUUCAUGCACACAGAGAGUGGGACCCAUGCUGACUAAAACAUUUCAGAGACCCACGGUUACUGCAGGGUUCAACAUGUCAAACACAGUCCAAGAAACGUCUACAGUUGAAACUUCUUGUUCUGAAGAUGCUGAUAUUAAGCUAUCCUUCUUACCUGAAAAACUAAGGGAAAGACUGCUUCCUUUUCAGAAGAAAGGCAUCUUGUUUGCACUUCAGAGAAGCGGCAGGUGUAUGAUAGCUGAUGAGAUGGGACUGGGGAAGACAAUCCAAGCAAUUGCUAUUUCUUACUACUAUAAAAAGGAAUGGCCUCUCUUAAUAGUAGUCCCUUCAUCUCUGAAGUACCCUUGGAUUGAUGAGAUGGAGAAAUGGAUUCCAGAACUCUGUCCAGAUGAUAUCAGCAUCAUUCAGAACAAAACUGACACUGGGGGAAUAUCGACCAGCAAAGUGACAGUUCUGGGUUAUGGCCUACUAACUACAGAUGCACAGACUUUAGUAGAUACUUUGUACAAACAAAAUUUCAAGGUAGUUGUGGUUGAUGAGUCUCACUAUAUGAAAUCCAGGAAUGCAACCCGCAGCAAGAUUUUGUUGCCAAUUGUGCAAAAUGCUGCACGAGCAAUUCUUCUUACUGGAACUCCUGCUCUGGGAAGACCCGAAGAGCUUUUCAUGCAGAUUGAGGCACUUUUUCCAAGAAGAUUUGGAACCUGGAGUGAAUAUGCAAAAAAAUACUGCAAUGCUCAUGUCAGGUUUUUUGGUAAAAGAACUCUAUGGGACUGCAGAGGGGCUUCAAACUUAGAUGAAUUACAUCAGUUGUUAAGUAACAUAAUGAUCAGACGCUUGAAGAAUGAAGUUCUAACCCAGUUGCCUCCCAAAAUUAGACAACGCAUUCCAUUUGAUCUCCCAAAAGCUGCUGCUAAGGAGCUGAAUACCAGCUUUGAAGAGUGGGAGAAAUUAAUGAGGGCUCCAAAUUCAGAUGUCACUGAAAGCCACUUUGUUCAAGUCAUGGGUCUGAUUACACGCAUGUAUAAACAAACUGCCAUUGCCAAGGCAGGAGCGGUAAAGGACUAUAUCAAAAUGAUGCUUGAGAAUGACAAACUUAAGUUUCUGGUUUUUGCUCACCACUUAAGCAUGCUCCAAGCUUGUACAGAGGCAGCCAUAGAAAACAAGGCACGUUACAUUCGGAUAGAUGGAAGUGUUCCUUCAGUAGAAAGAAUCCAUCUUGUCCAUCAGUUUCAGAAGGAUCCUGAUACUCGUGUGGCCAUCCUGAGCAUUCAAGCUGCUGGUCAGGGUUUAACUUUUACUGCUGCCACUCACAUCGUGUUUGCUGAAUUAUACUGGGACCCUGGACACAUGAAGCAAGCAGAAGACCGAGCACAUCGAAUUGGACAGUGUAGUUCUGUAAAUAUCCACUACCUUAUUGCAAAAGGAACUUUGGAUCCUCUUAUGUGGGCAAUGUUGAAUCGCAAGGCCAAAGUUACAGGCAGCACAUUGAAUGGUAAGAAGGAGAAAUUGCAGGCUGAAGAAGGUGAUAAGGACAAGUGGGAUUUCUUGAGUUUUGCUGAAGCCUGGACCCCGAACGAAAGUCUUGAAGAGAUCAAGAAUGAAGUUUUAUUCACUCAUUUUGAAAAAGAAAAACAACAUGACAUUCGUGCCUUCUUUUCACCAAAACCAUCUACUGAGAAAAAACGCAAAACUGAUUCUUGGGAUAAAUCACCGAACUUUACUUUAGGAGAUUCUAAAGUCAUACCAGCAAAGGACAUAGAGGAGGGCAGCAGGCAUUUGGAUGCCAGAGAAAUAAUUGAUGUGGAUGCAGUUUGUUAUGAAAAUGGUUGUGAGCCUGAAGCUAAAAGACCAAGAGCUAUAAGUACACCCACCCAAAGCAGCUGUAGUAAGAAAAAGAGAAAAACUUUGCCUGGAAAAACAAACUCUUUGUUUACCAAAGAAACUGAUAAUGAGUUUUCUGGUGACUCUCUGUCUAAUUCAAGGAAAAAAUCACCUUUAGCCAAAGCCUGGUGUUGUAGUCUUUGCACUUACACUAAUAAUUUGUUAUUACCUUAUUGUGAAAUCUGCGAAUGUCCUCGUGGCAGUGAUGAUAAAAAGAAUACAAAUCAAAUGAAUGAUCCUCCCUCUACUCUGAGUGAAGGAGAAAAUGCACCACAGGACUCUAGAAAAAUCAAAGGUAUAGCAGUAUGCAAUGCAGACAAUGAGAGAAAGGACUUAGUACAAACAGCGACUGAAUCAUCUGAUGAAAUUGGGGGACAAGUAGCUAAUGCCGUUGAAAAUGGAUCUGAAGAAUGGAAGCAAAAGCCUCAAGAAGGACAUGUUGAUAAUUCAGAUACUUUUCCAGUGUAUGAUGUGCUGAACUUCUGUGCAAGUAGGAAUACUGAUAGAAUUCACCUCUAUACAAAGGAUGGAAAAUCACUGAACUGUAAUUUUAUUCCAUUGGAUAUAAAAUUGGAUAAUUGGGAGGAUUUACCAGAGAAUUUUCAGCAAAAACAAAAUCGUUCAUUGAUUCAGAGGUUUGUGAGAGAAUGGAGUAGUCUAACAGCCAUGAAGCAGAAAAUUAUCAGAAAAAGCGGCAAUACUUUUUGUAGCCCUAUUCUUGCUGCAGAAGAGAUUUCUAAACAACAGGCCAGGCUGAGCAGCACCAAAAGAUAUGUGACAAAAGAGGAUGUUGCUGUAGCCUCACUCAGCAAAGCUAACAGCAGUGGGGGCAGCGUAUGCUUGGUUACGAAGGAAACUGCGUUUUACCUGAAAAAUGAAGGUACUUCUGCUGGGAAAACAGAUGGCCAUUCCACAAAGUUACUUUUAAAAGAUGGGAAAGUUUCCCCUGUUCUUAAUGCAGACUCACUUCAGGCUGAAGUUAUUGAAAGUCCUGCCAUAUACAAAGGAUAUUUACAGGCUGUAGAUAAUAAAGGAAAUCCACUUUGUCUUAGCUGCCAAAAACCAACAGUUCAUCUCGACCAAAAUUGCAAAUCUAUUGCUUGGGAAACACGAUUUUGUUCUCUUCAAUGCCAGGAAGACUUCUUAAUUCGCUCUAGUCAGAGUUACCUGAGGAGUAAAGUAUUUGAAGUCGAACAUGGUGUUUGUCAGCUUUGCAAUCUCAAUGCCCAGGAACUCUACCUUAGCAUCAAAAAUGCCCCUAAGAGUCAACGUAAGAGUCUUCUGGAGAGUUCUUGGAUGUCUCAGCUUCCAUUAGGACAGUUAAAUGAAAUUAUAACAAACCCAACAGAAGGCCAGUUCUGGCAGGUGGAUCAUAUCAAACCAGUAUAUAAUGGAGGAGGACAGUGCUCUCUGGAAAAUCUUCAAACUCUAUGUACAGUUUGUCAUAAGGAGAGAACUGCUAAACAAGCCAAGGAAAGAAGCCAGAUGAAACGACAUUCUUUAGCUUCAAAAUAUGGAUCUGAUAUCACAAAAUUUUUUAUAAAGAUGUGAGUAGGAUAUAGCAUCAUAUACUACUGAUGUGAAAUGCAAAUAUGUUUAGUUGUAAUAUUUCAGAACUAUCAUGUAUGUGCAUGGGUUUGGUUUGGCACUGAUGCAGAAUUCUGAAUCUUUACAGUCUAAUUCUUUUUAAAGAGUAACUUCUGAUAAAUCUUACUCAGUCAAAACCAAGGCUAGGGAAAGAAAUUAUUCUAUUUCAUAAUUGCUUCAGUAUUUCUGGGAUGUCAGCAAAACACAUCAUCAUAUUGUUAUCAUAUACCAUGCAAGUUUCUUCACUAGAUGGAUCCAUAGCUUUAAAACUAAAUAUUGUGCGUUUUGUUGUCAUAAGUCAGAAACUUAAUGUUGUUUCAGUAUAUGUUAUUUGACCUAUUUUUUUUCUACUGUAUUACUGUUUCCAAAUUAGAUUAUGUGUAACUACACCAUUCAGAAACUGGUGAAGCUCUACUGGAAUGUUUAUUGGCUUUGCAUUGUUCUGGCAUACUAGGGGCAAAUAUCUUACAGUAAAGAUGGCUUUGCUUAAAUCAUUAUUUGGUGUCUUUGGUUCCGACAUUAAAAUUAUUUUUAACAUACAGAAAUAGACAAAUGUUCCCUAAAUGAAGUAAGAGAGGAAGGUUUUUACUUUUCUAUUUUUCUAUUUCUAUAUUUCAAUACUUGGGAGAUGUUCUGAUACUAAAGUGAUAGUGGACAUAUAAAUACCUAGACUGAUAACUGUGAGUGUCAUUGUUGGGGAAUUGAGUUUGGAUUGAGUUUAUUUUCAGCAGUUAUUUUGGCUACAGAAUAAAAGGGAAGUGGCAACAGUUUAAUUGUCAGAAUUACUUGAAGGUUAUUGCCUAUACUAACUGCAUUUUUCUACUUUAUUUUUCAAAACAAAUGUAGUGACUGCUGUUUUCAUGGGUGGUAUAGUACAUUAGAUGGUUAAUGUUUCAAAAUAUGACUGAGUCCAACUGAACCUGAAACUGAAUUAAUACACAUGACAGAGAACACUGUAUUUCCUAUAGGAGCUUGUUUUUUAUUAGAUAAAAUAAAAUUUGCGUUCACAGUA
Molecule: messenger RNA, 4569 nt
Organism: Gopherus flavomarginatus (Mexican gopher tortoise)
Lineage: Eukaryota; Metazoa; Chordata; Testudines; Testudinidae
Gene: ZRANB3
Product: zinc finger RANBP2-type containing 3
Exons: 21
Coding region: 117-3521 (1134 amino acids)
Biological process (GO): DNA repair; replication fork processing
Cellular component (GO): nuclear replication fork
Molecular function (GO): zinc ion binding; endonuclease activity; ATP-dependent chromatin remodeler activity
Source: RefSeq, a predicted model, not a curated record